GCUCGCCGCCCGCCGGAGCAUGGGCCGGCUCCGCGCUGCGUCGGGCGCAGGGGCGCGCACCGCCCGCCCUCCCCCGGGGGCAGGCGCUCCCGCCUCCAGCGGCGGCCCGGGUCUCCCCCAGCUGCGCCCGGGGGUGCAAAACAGGAGGGGGGGGAAAAAGGAGCCUAAAAAUGGCUGCGGCCCCUUUAAGACGCGCCCGCUUCCUUUUUCCUCCCUCCGCCCCUUUCAGUGGCGCGUACCAAGUGCAGGGCGAGGAGAGGGGUGGGGAAGCCUCGGCGCCCGACGAAGGGGGAAACCGAGACGGCGAGGUCAGAAGAGGAGGAGGCCUCGACCAAUGGUCCUCCUGUCCUUGCUCCGGAGGGUGUGUCCUCCUGGCGACAAGGACAAGGAGAGAACAUGCCCCCGCGACCUGGGGCUGCGCGUCCCCGAGAGGGAGAUGGCAUCCACACCUUCCAGGAAUGAGGAGAAAAAGGGCAGCAGGAUGUCCCAAGCGGCAGCCCCCUCUGGUGGAAGUCUGAAGGUUUCGUUAUCCCGAUCUGAGGAAUUCCUGACCCGGAUCAGCACAGAGCUCACCAACGAGGCCUUGUUUAUCGCUGGCUGCCCCACGAACUCUGUGCCCACCAAGGAAAAACAGACCCAAGACCGAGGGACUCAGAUAUCCAAACAUGUGUUCUUCAAGACCCGGGGCACCGACACCCGAACAUGCAUCAGAGCUCCUCGCUCCCAAGUCACUAACGCUUCAGUUUGCUGGGGUCUCCCGGUCGUGAACAGCAGCACACUCAAAGCCUCCCAGGUGUUCUGGAGCCAUCGCCCGCCUUUCCACCCGCAGCCGGCAAGGACAUCACCAGAAAUCAAAGGCUUUAAUAAAAAGACAGAGAGAGGUCCUUCCCUCUUCCCAACCCAGGCCGGGCUCUGGAGUGGCUUCUCUGGGGUGGAGAUGUGAGAGGGCGGCCCUUUUUCUUCUUUCUUUUUCUUCUCUCUCUCUUUUUUUUUUCUUGCCAGAUGUGUGGGCAUAUGGGUGAAAUGGCAUAGUCCAUGUUACUGGAACAGCUUUAAUUCGGGCAGUUAACGACCUGUUUUCUGUCAGCCUUUUGGUGGCGAUGAGCUCAUGGAUCUGAACUCCGCCUCCUAGCCACACUCCAGCCCCUUCCUGUCUAGCCUUGGGCAUCUGAGAGGGUCCCCCCCCCCCCCCGGCUUCUGAGGAGCCACCUCUGCCAUCAACGCCAGUGCUGAGGCCUCUCCUUGGGGCUCUGGGGCCUCAUGCCUGGGGACACGUGUCACAGCCAUUGCUAGCCGGAAGGGAAUCCAGCCGCCUUGGUAGAAUCUGCAUUUAAGUCUGAAUCUGGCCGCUUAUUCGAGACUCCUGAGGAAGUCCAUUCGCGUCUCUGAGCCUCAGUUUUCUUAUCUGAGAAACGGGAAUGAUUAUCCCUGUCUCGAGGGCUCCUCCUAGAGGUUAAAAACGAGUACAAAGUGCUUAGCGCCAGGCCUGGCACAGAAUAAGGGCCCAGAAAUGCAGGCUAUUUAUUAGAAGGCUCAGUGGGCGUCACGUUCUAAAAUUCAGCCUCCUCGGAGGAUUUCAGUGUCCUUUGGAGUGCCCUAAAAAAUGUUGAAUUAUACUUAAAUAUGAGAUUUGA
Messenger RNA from Mustela erminea (ermine), 1634 nucleotides. RefSeq lists its product as uncharacterized. The transcript has 5 exons. Lineage: Eukaryota; Metazoa; Chordata; Mammalia; Carnivora; Mustelidae. Bases 20 to 943 code for a protein of 307 amino acids. The record is from RefSeq and is a predicted model, not a curated record.